Messenger RNA from Empidonax traillii (willow flycatcher), 1732 nucleotides. RefSeq names its product RIO kinase 3 (gene RIOK3). The transcript has 13 exons. The record is from RefSeq and is a predicted model, not a curated record. Gene Ontology annotation, molecular function: ATP binding; protein serine/threonine kinase activity. NCBI's taxonomy places the organism in Eukaryota, Metazoa, Chordata, Aves, Passeriformes, Tyrannidae. Gene Ontology annotation, cellular component: cytosol; preribosome, small subunit precursor. Bases 20 to 1705 code for a protein of 561 amino acids. Gene Ontology annotation, biological process: maturation of SSU-rRNA; protein phosphorylation.
AUGCCCGAGCCGGCGGCCAAUGGGCCGCCUGACGGCCCGUGACGGCCGGGGAGGAGCGGGCAGGACCCGGAAGGUUUCGCAGUCGGAGCGUCGCUGCCCCGAAGAGAGACCCCGCUCCUGCCGCUCCCCGCCCGCCCCUGCGUGUUGUCCCAUGGACUCGGUGGGAGUCGCCGCCGCCGCCCCCCCCGACGCCGGUCCGGGCCCCGCCUGGCAGAGCAAGUGUCCGUGGGGAACCCCUAAUACAACAUCAAUAUCAUGUUCUCUUGCUGAUGUAAUGAGUGAACAGCUGGCAAAAGAACUGCAGCUGGAAGAGGAAAAUGCUGCUUUUCCUGAAGUGGUUGCUGUUGCUGAAGGUCCAUUUAUUACAGGAGAAAAUAUUGACACUUCUAGUGACCUAAUGCUAGCUCAGAUGCUGCAGAUGGAAUUUGACAGGGAAUAUGAUGCACAGCUUCGGCGUGAAGAGAAGAAGAUUAACGGAGAUAGCAAAGUCUCCAUAUCCUUUGAAAAUUAUCGGAAGGUGCAUCCCUAUGACAGUGACAGCUCAGAGGAUGAGGUUGAUUGGCAGGAUACCCGUCAUGAUCCUUACAGAGCAGAUAAACCUACUACCACACCAAGAAGAGGUUUCAUAGGAAAAGGAAAAGAUAUCACUACUAAACAUGAUGAAGUGGUAUGCGGAAGAAAGAACACUGCUCGCAUGGAAAAUUUUGCACCAGAAUUCCAAGUUGGGGAUGGAAUUGGAAUGGACCUAAAGCUGUCAAAUCAAGUCUUCAAUGCCUUAAAGCAACAUGCAUACUCUGAGGAACGUCGAAGUGCAAGGCUCCAUGAAAAGAAGGAGCACUCCACUGCGGAGAAAGCCGUGGAUCCCAAAACACGUUUACUUCUGUACAAGAUGGUCAAUGCUGGGAUGCUGGAGACCAUCACAGGCUGCAUCAGCACAGGAAAAGAAUCUGUUGUUUUUCAUGCCUAUGGAGGAAAAAGUGCAACUGAAGAUAAAGUUAUUCCUCCGGAAUGUGCCAUCAAAGUGUUUAAAACAACUCUUAAUGAAUUCAAGAACCGUGACAAAUACAUCAAGGAUGACUACAGAUUUAAAGACCGCUUCAGUAAAUUGAAUCCACGAAAGAUUAUUCGUAUGUGGGCUGAGAAAGAAAUGCAUAACUUAACAAGAAUGCAAAAUGCAGGAAUUCCUUGUCCUCAAGUGGUUAUCCUUAAGAAACACGUCUUGGUUAUGUCUUUCAUUGGCAAGGAUCAAAUCCCAGCUCCUAAACUAAAGGAUGUAACACUCAGUAGUGAAGACAUGAAAAAGGCCUACUAUCAGACUCUCAAUAUGAUGCAGCAGUUGUAUAAGGAGUGCAACCUGGUCCAUGCAGAUCUUAGUGAAUACAACAUGCUUUGGCAUGAUGGGAAGGUCUGGCUCAUUGAUGUCAGUCAGUCUGUAGAGCCAACCCAUCCUCACGGACUUGAGUUUUUGUUCAGAGACUGUAGGAAUGUUGCACAGUUCUUCCAGAAAGGAGGUGUGGCAGAAGCACUUAAUGAGCGUGAACUCUUCAACGCUGUCUCAGGUUUAAAUAUUACAGCUGACAAUGAAGUAGACUUCCAAGCAGAGAUUGAAGCUUUGGAGAAGAUGAAUGAAGAUCAUGUGCAGAAUCAUGGAAAGAAACUGUCAACGUUUUCAAGUGAUGGAGACCCACCUAUAUAUGAUGAAUAGCACUGAGUGUAUAGCUGCUAACAAAAC